Messenger RNA from Syzygium oleosum, 717 nucleotides. RefSeq names its product NEP1-interacting protein 1-like. Bases 76 to 717 code for a protein of 213 amino acids. The transcript is spliced from 4 exons. The record is from RefSeq and is a predicted model, not a curated record. Lineage: Eukaryota; Viridiplantae; Streptophyta; Magnoliopsida; Myrtales; Myrtaceae.
CCUCGUCUCCGUGGAUCCGACUUCGAACGGGAAGGCUCGAUUCUAAAGCUUCGUUCCGGGGUUUCGGCUUUUGCAAUGGAGAAGGCGUGGGUUCGGUGCUGCGAUGGAGUCUCUGCAAUCGUCUUCACCGUUUCUUAUGCAGUCUCCCUCUUCUUCUUAGCUAUUGUCGGAAGUACAUUGGGAGCAUUCGUGGGAAUUCUGAUCGGUGUAAAAAGCCGGAACAACCUCUUCUACACCGUGGUGGUAGGAGCAAUUGCUGGCGGCAAGUUCUUGACUAAUGCCUUCAGAAUGUCCAUUUCUUUUUGGCUGUCUGAUGAUUGUUUUUUCAGCAACAUUCUUCAAUCGACUGACUCGACGACAGAACUCGAUGCCGGAGAAUUAGUUCAACCGUUGUUGUAUAGUCUCACCCUGUCGAGAUUAGAGCAGACUCUGGCACAUGCCGACAAUAUGAUCAGCGAAAUCACGGUAGACCACGCCAAAGUGUCGAAGAAUUUGUGCGACAGGAUUCCCAGGAUUAAAAUAACAGAGGACCGCUUGUUGGAUUCUUCAAGAAACAGAAACUCCUGCUCAAUAUGCCUUCAGGACUUCGAAUGUAAAGAUGAGGCGAGGAGACUGCCUAACUGUCGCCACUUGUUUCAUCUGCAUUGCAUCGAUAAGUGGAUUUGCAAGCAAAGAUCUUGUCCUUUAUGUAGAAGUCCCGUAGUUCAAGUGAAUUAA